Pseudomassariella vexata is the source of this 1962-nucleotide messenger RNA. RefSeq lists its product as uncharacterized. The transcript is spliced from 5 exons. NCBI's taxonomy places the organism in Eukaryota, Fungi, Ascomycota, Sordariomycetes, Amphisphaeriales, Pseudomassariaceae. Bases 1 to 1962 code for a protein of 653 amino acids. The record is from RefSeq and is a predicted model, not a curated record.
AUGGUCGCCAUUUCUUUUCUUUCUGUUUUCAGGAUCAUUGCUACACGGAUCGCACUGCCUAUUGCAACCCAACUGGAUCGACUUUGUCUGCCAAUUAAGCUCCGGGUACUUGUAACCCACAAGCUUGACCUCAGCCCUGCCUCCCCAGAGGAUUUCAACCGGAUUUGCUACAACCUAAGGAUCAUAUCGAAUGGAAUACGACCGGAAUAUGCCGCCCUGGAUUGUGGCUUCAACCGUCAAUCAGUUUGUUGUGCCAACAUUGCCUGGUAUUUCCUUUGUUUUGCAUUUGGCGUACAUGGAUCGGAUGAACAGUGGGAGAACAGCACACUAACCAACCAAUUCAGUGACUACAGCACAUACUCCAAUGGGAACAUGAUGGCCACUACCAAUGCGCAAUUUCUCUAUUCUCAAACAGUACCUACGGACCUGAGUGGUUCGCUAUGGGAUGCGACAGCAACAGAAGGCACACAGCACUUCCACGGAGACUCCGAGGAAUUCCCUUUUUCUUUUGGCCACGUUACCCCUAGAGGACAUGGACAGGAACAACAUGAAGCCGUGGAUGAUACCUGCGGAAAAUGGAUUGCCCAGGAGGAAGUUCCAGCGGUCACCGCGGAGCCGAUGCGACGCAUCAGCUCGCGGAGCUCUUCCAGGAGCAACAAACACAAGACUCUCAAGACCUCUGCCCACAAGACUCGACCGAGGAUCUUGUCUACUGUGUCGCAGGGGUCUCACAUGUCGCAAUUCGACAUGACAGGUAAUGGUCAGAUGGACGCGUACCUCAUCCAUGAAUCCGACGCGGUUUCUUCUCAGAUGUUUUAUCCCAUGCCCAUGAGUGUUGGCUUAACCACGGACGGUUUGCCAUACUCACCGGACGUGCUCGAUGCCGCUGGCAUGCCGCAGCAGCACAUGGAUCCCACCCACAUGCAACUGGAUUUUGACGCGUGCCUUGCCGGUAACUCUCCAUCGGGUUCGUGGGGCUCCUCGUCCAUCGAGUCUCGUACCUCUUCUCCCACCAUUCCGGAGGAGUGGGCCAGCAUUCCAAUGGGAAAAUCUUCGCCGCAGAGCAAUGGAUCCUCCCCCAUGAUCGACAGUCAGUCGCCAAGCUACCACAGUGGAAUCGGAUUGGUUACCGCAGAGGACAUCCAUGGAAAUGACAUGCAUGAUGGCACUUUCGCUCCAUCUUCUUUCACUCGCCGUCCCAGCGGCGACGGGGAGUCGUCUGCUCGCGACCACCCGCUCUACAAAAGCGCCAUGCCAAAGCCUGACGGGCUUUUCCAUUGUCCCUGGGAGGGACACUCCAGCUGCAACCACAAGCCCGAGAAGCUGAAGUGUAACUACGACAAAUUUGUCGAUUCUCACUUGAAGCCAUACCGCUGCAAGAACGAGUCGUGCGAGAACGCACGGUUCUCAUCCACGGCCUGCCUUCUUCGACACGAGCGUGAGGCCCACGCCAUGCACGGACACGGAGACAAGCCCUAUCUUUGCACCUAUGAAGGAUGUGACCGCGCUGUACCCGGAUGCGGCUUUCCCCGCAAUUGGAACCUGAGGGAUCACAUGAGACGUGUUCACAACGACAAUGGGUCGACCUUGAGCGCCGUCAGCGCUGCUCCCUCUGGACGUGGACCCCACAGCCACUCGGCCAAGGGCCGAAAGAGAAAGAGCAAGGACUCCUCUUCCGAAAGCUCAUCCAGCGGUCGCAAGACUUCAUCCAAGACGGCGUCUGCCGAUGAUGCCGCCGCCGCCGCCAGGGCGGCCGAGCAACCGCUCAUUGAGGAAUGGUACGAGCACCAGAGAGCUCUCCGCUCGUAUCUCCAGCAUUACGACAACCCGGCUGCCUUUGAGGUCCUGGAUCAAUGCGGCGAGGCUACAGAGCAUUUCGCCGCCAUGGAGAAGAUUUCCCGCAAUCUGAAGAAUUCCCGUGACACUUACGGACGGUCCUACACGCACCACUACACUGGCUGA